Messenger RNA from Vitrella brassicaformis, 2670 nucleotides. NCBI's taxonomy places the organism in Eukaryota, Vitrellaceae. The record is from the annotation of a GenBank genome assembly.
AGGAGGGCUUGCAAUGAGCACAUCAGACAACACACACCCGCAGGUAGCGCUUCGUGAAGGCCCACACCACCUCUGUGGCUGAUCUCUGGUGUUCCUCCAGGCUCUGGGGGUCAACUUUCCGCCGGAUGUCGGACCAUCCAACGAUCACUACGAUGUCACUGAAGGCGCACACUCACAGGUAAUGUGCUUUAAAGCAUCACGCGUGUCUGACCUUCUAUGCGUUCGACAGGUGGGUGGUGGGAUGAUGGCUGCUGCGCCAGUCAACGAGCACCAUGACGGCCGCCACACACAGGUGCGAACAUUCUUGAGAUCCUGCCGCCUCAGUCAUUGGUUGAUUGUCUGUCCUCAGGCUGGCGGUGGUGACGAGAUGGUUAGUUUCGCCGCAGCCGAGUUGGAUCGUCAGGUAAUGCACGGAAGUGAGUGUUUGGUGUGGUGUACGUCAAGGUAAUUGCCUUUCUUUCAUUUGUCAGACGGGCCAUGUGGCCGUGAAUGUGGUUGCUGGACCGCCGACACUGUCGCUCAGCGGCCACAAUGACGAGCAAACGUCGUCCCAUGUGCAGACGUGUCUUCCACCACAGAUCAGCAUUGGCGUUCCGGUCGCCAGCCCACCACCACCACCACCACCAGCGGCAGCAGCAGCAGCAGGAGGCCAUUUUUAUUAUGAGCAUGACUCCGAACCCAUAACAGAUAUACACCACGCUGUCGCUCAAGUGAGGGAGGCGUCUAUCUGUCUGGCGUAUGUAUAUCUCUCUGUGUGUAUGUGUGCGUGUGUGAGUCAGCCCCACCCUGACCACGCCUCGCCGUUCCCUCCCUCGCCGCCCCGCACGCGGCAGCGGGCACAGUCCCUCCCACCCCGAUCCUUACAGGUCAAUUGUACGCCAUUGAAUCAAUCACGAUCUUACCUGUGCAUGUAUACAGGGGGAGAUCUCUGUCGGCGAGAGGCAACAACUGGUUGACGAGUUUGAUCAACGGAAGCAAAGUGGUGGAGAGCCCAUCUCGAUGCCUCAGUUUGCCAAGGAGAAGGGUAUUCCUCUGUGGAAGUUCAAGCAGUGGUACUAUCCCAUCAAGAAACAGAGAGAGGAGGGCAAGCAGGUGGCGGACCCAACCAAGAAGCGCAACAGACAGCCCAAGUAUGCGCAGAUUGAGGAUGAGAUACGCAAGUGGAUGGCGGACCACGAUGACCCCGUGAGCAUCCCUACGAAAGACAUCAAGGCCAAAGCCUUUCAAAUAGCCAAUCAGCUGAGCAUCAGUGGCUUCAAAGCGAGCGAUCCCUGGGUCGGAGACGUGAAGAGACGAUAUCAACAGGUAACAGGUUGAGAUGCAUUUUUGCUUCGUUUCCAUGAUGCUUGCUUCUCGCCUUCGCAGAGUGUUGCUUCGCCGCCUCAGCCGUCUGCAGCCGCUGAGCAGGUUGUCACACCGGCCCCUGCUGCAAUGCAUCCCCCCCACCCCCACCCCUUGCCCAAGCCCCUCGUUUGGCAUGCCCCUCUGGGUCCGCAGUCACCUGCACAGGUGCAACAGACACAGAUCCUAAUGCAUCCGCCCCAUCCACGCCCUCUAUCCAUCCCCCUUACCCACCAGCCGGUGACACACAUGUCAGCAGCAGCAGCAGCAGCAGCAGCGCCAGCACCAGCAGCGCAUUCGGACACAAGUGGCCUGAGCAGACAGGUACGCAGCACACAGCCACAUGCGCUUUCAGUAGUAUAUUUCUCUGCUCGCAGAGCGCAGCACCUGCCCCAGCACCACCAUCCAGCAGCGACAGGCACACCGACUCACAGGUGGGACGCCAAAUGAUCUACGAGCUGCUUGUACGAUUUUCUGUGUUGCACUGCAGGGCCAAGUGGCUGGUGAGCCGGAUGCAGUGCAAGUGGCGGAUGGAUUCAUCGGCCGUGGCUCUAACGAUGCGGUAAGCCGAGACGACACGAAGGCGACGAGAGAGGUCAUGUGUCUUUGCUUGGUUGAUUGCAGACCAAUGUCUAUUCAGCAGACGCUCAGCCGGCUGCUGCUGUCGAUCAGCAGUCUGAGCAGCGCUGGCAGCCCUCAGAGGGGCGCAACACGAUGAGCGUAAGCCAUGUCGAUGCCCGCUUCUGUUGGUGAUAGACGCAUGUAUCAUGCUCCGUUUGCUCAGAUGGAAGCAUCCGUGAGUGGGCAGACAGGCGAGAGGCCGCCAGCGAAGAUCCCAAGGAGCGACAACCGCAGCCAUCGAGACGCCCCACCCUCUGUGGUGAGCCGACUGCAUUGCGAGAUGCUAUCACAUGCAGGCAUGCACCUCUUGUUUCGAUGUAUGCAGGUGUUGUCUCAUUCAUAUGCCGAGACUGCAUUCAGCAUCACGGCGGAUGAUCAUCGGAGUGAUAUACAAGAGGUCACAUUGAGAGAGGACCCAGCUGCAUUGCCAGCAACAUGCUGUCUGUGCGUGUGAUUCCGUCAUCAGGUUGAUGACAUCAGCGACCUAUCGACAUGCGACCCAUCAGAAGAAGACAUGCGUCAGCAGACAGAGGUCUGUCAUUGCACGUGUGCAUGGCAGACAAGACCUUGCGUGAGUGCUUCGGGGACUCUCGCCAUCUGCAGGUGAUUCCAGGCAGCAGUCUGAGUGCGUCAGAAUUCGCGACCCUCUACUCAUUGUCCGUGCCAUCGAUCGGCGACGUAUGCGUCUUCACACUGCUGUACAGGUAG